GGGGGGGCCAGAGCCACAGGAUGGCUUCCCCUCUGAGGGACGAGGAGGAGGAGGAGGAGGAGAUGGUGGUGUCGGAGGAGGAAGAAGAGGAGGAAGAAGAGGGCGACGAGGAGGAGGAGGAGGUGGAGGCGGCCGACGAGGACGAUGAGGAGGAGGACGAAGAGGGAGUACUCGGGCGCGGGCCGGGCCACGACCGGGGCCGCGACCGCCACAGCCCCCCCAGCUGCCACCUCUUCCCGCCGCCGCCGCCGCCGCUGCCGCCGCCGCCGCCGCCCCCGCCGCCAGGUAAGCGUCCGCCCGACUCCCCGGGCCCGAGCGGAGCCGCGGGGCCGGGCAUCUACGGUGCGGCCGAGCCGAGGCGAGUCCCGGGCCCCUGGCCGGUCCACACGGGCCCCGCGGUCCGGGCGGCGGCGGCCUUGGGGCCAGGCCUCCUCCCCUCCUCCGCGGCACCCCUCCCCCGCCGCUACCGCGGUCGCCGCCGCCGCCCGGGCUGGAGAGCGCUGGGAGCGAGCUGCGCGCGCGGACCGGGCCACUUGGUCGCGGCUUUCGGGGGAGGAGAUUUUUUUUUCACCCUCGGCGGGGAGGGGGCAGGCAGGAAACGGCCGUGGCGAAGCCAGGGCCCCCUCCCAGGCCGAGCGAGGGACCGCCGAGACCCCGGCGACCGGACGGCGGCGUGGGGGGAGGGGCGCGUGGGGGAGGGGCGGCCGCGUGAGCGCCCCUCGGGCUCGGCCCCGGAGGGGUCGAACUGA
Molecule: messenger RNA, 749 nt
Organism: Mesocricetus auratus (golden hamster)
Lineage: Eukaryota; Metazoa; Chordata; Mammalia; Rodentia; Cricetidae
Product: cleavage and polyadenylation specificity factor subunit 6-like
Exons: 1
Coding region: 21-749 (242 amino acids)
Source: RefSeq, a predicted model, not a curated record